CGAACGCACUCGGCGCUGAGGCGACGGGUACAGCGCUGCUCUCUCGUACAAGGUCGUCCGACGCUGCUCCAGUUUCACUUUUACUUCGUCCCGUCUUCGAUUGCAGCCGACGCUGUGUCCGCUUGACAGCAGCCGCCCCGGGGCUCUGCUCGUGCUCCAUCGCGGCGUCAGGCUGAUUUUCGAUCGGUGCGUCGAAUCUCGUGCGCAGCCUUCUGUGCACGUCGUCGUGUUUGUAGUGUGCUGUUCCCAGAGAUCGAGAGGCUCGGAGUGAGUUGAGUGUGAGUGCGAGUGGUGCGCCAUAUCCAACGCCGAGGAGAUUUUGCAGACUCGGGAGCCAGAGAUUGCUUCGUGGGUGGGGAGGUAUGUCCUGUGGCGUGGGUCUUCGGGGAAGGAUUUGGAAUGGGGACGUGACGGCGGCCGAGGAGGGUUCGGUGGGUUCUACAUGUCUCAUGGGCGCUUGAAUUCGGUUCCGGAGGAAGAGACCAAGAUGACAGGGGCAGGGGCCGGGGCGGAGGCAGGAGCGAGGAGGACUCGGGACCUGUUGAAAGGGCAUGCGCUGCUGCAGGGCUUUUUUUUGUUUGCGUUGCUGAAUGCUGCUGCCGUGUCCUCAUUGUCGGCCGAUGGAUUGGCGCUGGUCCAAUUCAAGAAGGCUGUCACCAAUGAUCCUUUGGGGUAUUUGAGCGACUGGAAUGAGGCGGACGCUGUUCCUUGUCAGUGGAGCGGAAUCACUUGUCGCAGCGACGACGCGGUCACCGGCAUCAACCUCAACUCGUUGGGUUUGAGCGGAGUUGUUCCGGAGAGUCUCGGACAGAUUAAAACUCUCGUGAACGUGUCUCUCUCGAACAACAGCUUCUUCGGUCCUAUCCCUUCUUCCAUUUUCAACAUCUCGUCGCUCGUACAUCUCGACCUUCAUUCCAACGACCUCGAUGGCUCCAUACCUUCGGGCUUCUCCCCACUGGUGAACCUUGAGUACUUGGACCUGAGUGAAAACUUUCUGGCAGGGUCCAUCCCCGUGGACAUUGGCAAUCUAGCUGCGAUCAGAGUGUUGAAUCUGUCCAGCAACGACUACAGCAACCAACCGUUCCCUCCAGGCAUUGCAAAUUUGACGAGUCUCGAGAUACUUGAGCUGAGUUACUCUUCGCUGGUUGGAGAAAUUCCUGAAGAAUUGGGUAAUCUGAAGAAGCUGCAGGAAUUGUACCUUCAAAGUAAUGGCCUCACUAACCUACCUGCUUCCCUUGGGGGCCUCGACAGUGUCUGGAUUCUUGACCUGUCGAAUAAUGAAAUUAGAGGCACGAUACCGGUGGAGCUGGGAAAUCUCAAAAGCAUACAGGUCGUUCGUAUUUUCAAUAAUCUACUGAGUGGACCACUUCCGAAGGAGCUGGCCAAUGCAAAUGCAACCUUGAUAAAUCUCGAUUUGGGGAACAACUCCUUGAGUGGCCCCAUCCCUGAGGAGAUAGGAGAUCUGACACUUCUUCUUCUGUUACAUUUACAAAUCAACCAGCUCAAUGGAUCCCUUCCUGACAGACUUUUUUCCAGAAUGACUGUUUUGGAAGAUGUUUUCAUCUACAACAAUAGUUUCACAGGCACAUUGCCGCAGGAUCUGGGCGAGGUACAACGAUUCAAGAAAUUUGAUUGCUCUUACAACCUUCUGGAAGGCCCCAUUCCACCGAACUUCUGCAAGGGGGGUAAUCAGAUGCAGAGGCUAGUUCUCAUGUAUAAUAUGUUCAAUGGAUCAAUUCCUGAUGCUUACGCAGUCUGUCCUACCCUCUUUCGUAUACGGCUGAAUAACAAUCUUCUGACAGGUAAUAUUCCCCGAAGCUUUGGAGUGUCCCAGGUUAUAAAUUUCCUUGAUUUGAGCUAUAACCUUCUUAGCGGGUCCAUACCUGGAGAGCUUGGGAACUGCUCUGAACUUGAGAGCUUGAAAGUCUCCAUGAAUCUUCUCAAUGGAACGCUGCCUCCCGAACUCAGCAAUCUGGUGGAACUGGAAGCGGCCGGCAACCAUCUGACAGGAAAUAUCCCUGUGGAGAUUUGCCCGAAGCUGACCAAACUCGUACUCAGUCAGAACAAUCUGUCGGGGCAACUUCCUCUGGACAUUAAUGUUUGCUCAAACCUCGAUCAGCUGUACCUGGACCACAAUCAAAUUUCUGGCGUCAUCCCUCCUGCGAUCGCUCUGAUGGAACAACUUGGUCAACUCAAUCUUGCGCACAAUGAGUUGACAGGUUCGAUACCCCCGGAGCUGUCAAGCUCGAGGAGUCUAUCAAACUUGGAUGUUUCUUACAACGACCUUGCAGGCCCGGUGUCGCUGACCGGCUUCUUCGCGACUCUGAAUUCCAGUAAUUUUGAGGGUAAUCCAGGGCUUUGCGGAGUUGGAGAUGCGAACGUCGUGGAAGACAUCCUCGCGCCCUGUGCCACGUCACCGUCGAGUCCUUCGACCCAGUCGAAGGAGGACGAUGAUCAGAAAGAUCGAACUACUCUCAUAAUACUGAUUGUGGCCGGCGUUUUGAUACCAUUCAUGUGUUCGUUGUCAAUGUGUCUCUGCAUUCGCUCGACCCGCUUCAAGCAAUACAUAGCAAAGAAGGAGGCCAACAAUUGGAGCAUGACCAUGUUUCAGAAGGUUCCUGACCUCACUGUGGAGGACGUGCUGAGCGCAGUAGAUGAUGAAAACUUCGUGGGCAGUGGUGGGUCCGGCAAGGUGUACAGAGGAGAAUUGAGAGUGGGAAAAACGUUCAGAGGCAAAACCAGAACAGAGGAGCAGCCGUUUGUUGUCAAGAAGCUUAAAGGUCCUGUAGAAAGAGGUUCGGGCCUCUUCGACCACGGGUUCAGAGCAGAGGUUGAAACUUUGGGAAACAUUCGGCACAACAACGUGGUCAAGCUGCUCGCUUGUUGUAACAACAAUGACACGAAACUGCUUGUGUAUGAGUUUAUGGAAAAUGGCUCUUUGGCAGAUCAGCUGCAUGGAAGCAAAGGACAUUUGCUGGACUGGGAUACGAGGUAUAAGAUUGCUCUGGGUUCUGCACAAGGUUUAAUGUAUUUGCACCAUGACUGCGUUCCUCCAAUCCUGCACCGAGAUGUAAAGAGCAACAAUAUUCUGCUAGAUGAGGACUUCAAUCCUAGACUUGCAGAUUUCGGCCUCGCUAAGCUCGUUGAGGGAGCCCAACGAAUGAACACAAUGUCCUUCGUGGUGGGAUCCCAUGGCUACAUUGCGCCAGAGUGUGCGUUCUCCAUGAAGGCCAAUGAGAAAAGCGAUGUGUACAGCUACGGUGUGGUUCUGCUGGAGCUGGUCACCGGGAAAAGGGCCAUAGAUGGAGACAAUGACGAAGGGGAACACGUCACCAUGUGGACACAAUGGAAAGUUCAUGAGAAAGAUGGAUGGGUAGGGGCUCUGGACAAGCGUCUGGGUGAGGUCUCCGUGUCCGCUCAAGAAGAGAUGAUCAUGCUUCUCCGGCUUGGUCUCUACUGCACUGCGGUUCAAGCUGACGCAAGGCCCUGUAUGCAGGAAGUAGUUCGGAUGUUGAUCGACGUAAAGGCCACCUCGAAGAUUCCAAUGCAGGGGUUGGAUGGCAAGACCACAACAAAGCUACCGUUCGUUGUCGACGAGAAGCUGCCACCACCCAUCAACCUUCCCAAACCUCAACUUCCUGAUACGCCCAAGUCUCCCCCUCCUCUGAUCACCCUUUGAUAUAAUACGAUCUUCCAUCAAGGGAUACCAUUUUAUUUCUGUUGUAGACUAUACGAGGGAACUGUGAUAUAAUCCCAACGUACGAUGUAGAUACGGUGUAACAGUGUAGAACUUUAGAAGAGAGGAGAGGAGGUGAGGAGAAUGAGUUCUAAGAAACCCAUCACGCUGUCUUGCUGAUGUGCACUGCGGGGACUUGGUCAACAAAAUUCUUUAAAGAUACGUCUGCUUGAAGACCGUGACCCUGACCAGCAAUUUUUUCAAGUGUCAUCAAUUUCCAUCAUGCAAUUCUCGGCUUUCUUUCAGAAUAUCACAGAAUGUCAACGUAGGGUGCAAGAAGAUUGGAAGGAGAUUACAUACUACCGGUCAAAGUUCGCGAGACUCCGAGCUGCCCAACGAGUUGACAAGAAAAGAAGAUUAAAGGAGUUACUGAUUUCUCGACGCUGGUUUAAGAUCGAAAUCACAUCAUCUGCUCUGAGAAUUACGAUUGCCAAGAUAAUCCAGAGAGAUUCCGACUUCCGAGGCUGUGGGAUUUGGAUCUUGCUUUAGUUCGAUCUCAAGAUCUGGAGAUUGCACGAACUGGACAAGAUCAAAAGUUCCCCAACAUGGAGUGUGCCGUGAAGUAGGAAUGGUCUGUAUGCAACACUAGUCAACACAGUUUAGUGACUUACAUACUGAAAAGGCCUGUGGACUAAGUAAUAUCUUCGGACAUUUAUAUGCGAUGAAUGCAGCGGGGAUGUUUCCUCUUCUGUCUGUCGUUGAACUGAUAUUGAGUCUAUUCGUUCAGGCCCUUCGAUGACCAGCUCGAUGACCACUAUAGAGCCGAGGCAGAUCAAGCUGGUCGUGAGAGCCACGUGGCUCUUCCAGAGGAGAGAUGCUGAGCUCUUUACCCGCGUGUCUGAAAGUAUUUGUCAUCUAAAGCCAGCGUACUAUAUCGGAUAUAGUACAGAUAUAUCCUCCC
Marchantia polymorpha subsp. ruderalis is the source of this 4637-nucleotide messenger RNA. The record is from the annotation of a GenBank genome assembly. NCBI's taxonomy places the organism in Eukaryota, Viridiplantae, Streptophyta, Marchantiopsida, Marchantiales, Marchantiaceae.